AUAUAUGGCGUGAAUGAGGGCGAGUCCUGUCACGACGACAACGACUGCGAACCCGGCUUAAGAUGUCUCGACAAUCAGCCAAUGAUGACGUCUUCAAGACAACGGCAGCAGAAGUCGUGUCAACCGCCAGGAAGGGAUAUGAUGAAGAAGCAGUACAAUGACGAGUGCGUGACAUCGAGUGAAUGCGAUGCGAGUCAUGGGCUGUGCUGUCAGCUCAUAAAGCGUCACCGAAUGGCGCCCCGAAGGCUGUGCUACUACUUCUCGGACCCGAAGUCGUGCAUCGGUUCAGUGGACGUGACGUUCGCCAAACCGAGUCCUGCCGUCAGUUCCGGCGCUUACAGUAACCGCCUCUUCAAAGCCAGAAUCGGAUGAAUCGAGACGUCCGGCGAUUUGAGAAGAAAAUUAUCGAAAAAACAAAAUAUUUUAUAAAAACUCUUUAAAACUCUUCGAAACAAAUACACGAAAAAUCUUUCAUUAUUUUGUCGAUAAAUGAAAUCAAUGGUUAUAUAAAUAUGAAAAUUUUUCCGAUUAAUGUUUGUAUUUAUUAAUUCAAUUCGUUUAUGAAUUUUAUUGUUAAGCAUUAUUGUUAUGGGAAGUCACAUAUUAUCAUAUAAGCAAUACAUUAUUAUACUUAUUGUCUGAUUUGAAC
Molecule: messenger RNA, 649 nt
Organism: Oppiella nova
Lineage: Eukaryota; Metazoa; Arthropoda; Arachnida; Sarcoptiformes; Oppiidae
Source: the annotation of a GenBank genome assembly